AUGGAUAUAAAAGACAUUAUAAAAUGGUUCAUACCAUGUUUUCAUUUACUAUUGCGUUUCGCUAGAAUGGAUGUGCGUUUGACUUUCGUUUGUUUAUUUUUAUUUUUUUCGUGUCCCAGUUACGCGGGAAAAGUGAACAGUGCAAAAGAUGUAGGUUUUAGUGAUAAACAUUAUAAACAAUUAAAUAUUUUUAGUGAUUAUUAUAAUUAUAGCCAAAGCAAAGUUCCUUUAAGUGAAGAAAUGUCUAGUUUGGAAGGAGAUACCUCGAUGGGUCGUACCUUCGGACGUCCUUUCAAGAAGAUGAUCCAAGCGUUCAUACCACUCGCAUUUCAAAUGGGCGCGGCAUCCACUUGGGCUGUCGUAGCCGCUCUUGUGGGUGUCAAGACAUUAGCCAUAACAUUGCUUAUUCUCAAACUCUUGUUAAUAGCUGGAGCUGCUAAAAUUGGAGCGCUGUUUGGUGCAGCUAAAGGUCAUCAUGGCGGAUGGGAGCAACCUCACCAGAAAGAAAUUCAUCUGCACAUACACGGACAACAUGGUGAAGAACAUAUUCCUAUAUCGUCAUGGAAUCGGGAGGGUCAAAGUUCGGAUCCGAAGAAUGUAAACGUGGUGUAUGAGCCAUAUGGCGGACCACAGACUAUCAGUACACCGUACGGACAUUAUAUGAAGAUUGAACCAGCUAAUCAAUAA
Messenger RNA from Pieris macdunnoughi, 687 nucleotides. Lineage: Eukaryota; Metazoa; Arthropoda; Insecta; Lepidoptera; Pieridae. The record is from the annotation of a GenBank genome assembly.